AUGAAAUCCUGGGUCCCCAACAACACUACGACCACGAGAGGCUUCCACAGCACGGCGAGCGGGACAACGUAUACGGCAGAGGACACCUCGAGUGCCAGCUUCGCCAGAGUCGCCGUCACCACCGUGCCCACGCGAGAUGUGUCCUUGGCACAGCUCACGUACAGCGUCGAGUCCAAUCAGACGAUGGCUGGGCCCGACAAGACUUCGUCGUGCGAGAGGAGUGAGUGGCAGCGUUCGGCGCUGACCAAGCGUCGUGCUUGCAAGUCCGAGGUACAGCGAAGGGCAGCAGCGUCUCUGCUAGCGUCUUCUCGACAGCCUGCUGCUCCGACUGCACCGGAGACCGAGCAGCGUGGACUCGCGGCCAGCCACAGCCCUCGGACGACGUCGCAGCAGGUCCCCAGACUCGUGAAUUGGGGACGAAGGGGACCAACCCAUACCACGGAGACAAACCAGUGGACUACCGGGCCUUCGUCGGCGUUCCCCUUUAUCGCCUCCCCGUCAGUCCCGUGGCGGCACUGCCGACACUCGGCAUUCGGGUACACCGGGGCACAGCGACCUGAGCAGCAGCGUCGACAGUUCCGCCACUACCAGCAGCAGCACGAGCAGUGGUACAACUACCAGCAGCGCAAACAGCAGUGACAGCGCCCCAGUGCUGCCUCCUCGUGUAGCGCGCGUCAGCAGCGAGGCGGCCGUGGCCCCGAAGACCAACAGCUGCGCCGUCGAGUGCACGCGACGGGACGUGGCCACGGCGACAGACAUCCCUCCGCGCGAGUACGACAACCUCUUGGGCGACUGGAUGGGAGGCCGCGUGCCUCUGAUGGUCGGCGCGGCGCUGUUGACCGCAUUGCUGGUCGCCUCUGCGGUGGCCACCACGGUCGGCAUCAUGAACCGCCACUCGACCGCGGCGCCUGUCGACGAACAACGCCUACGCGACGCCGU
This is a messenger RNA of Dermacentor silvarum, 939 nucleotides long. RefSeq lists its product as uncharacterized. Lineage: Eukaryota; Metazoa; Arthropoda; Arachnida; Ixodida; Ixodidae. The record is from RefSeq and is a predicted model, not a curated record. The transcript has 3 exons. Bases 1 to 639 code for a protein of 212 amino acids.